Messenger RNA from Lutra lutra (Eurasian river otter), 1512 nucleotides. RefSeq names its product proteasome activator subunit 2 (gene PSME2). Gene Ontology annotation, biological process: positive regulation of endopeptidase activity; regulation of G1/S transition of mitotic cell cycle; regulation of proteasomal protein catabolic process. NCBI's taxonomy places the organism in Eukaryota, Metazoa, Chordata, Mammalia, Carnivora, Mustelidae. The transcript is spliced from 12 exons. The coding region runs from base 681 to 1445 and encodes 254 amino acids. Gene Ontology annotation, cellular component: proteasome activator complex; cytoplasm; nucleoplasm. Gene Ontology annotation, molecular function: endopeptidase activator activity. The record is from RefSeq and is a predicted model, not a curated record.
CUGGUUCCGCCCCUUUCCGGAUGGCUCUAGGCGCGGGGUUACUUUAUUUCCUUCAAAACCUUUUCUGUUACAUCAGUGGGCCUUGCUCCGGUCCCCACCGGAGAAGCCCCACUCUGCCGGGACUCAGCUUUGGCCACUCUGGGGCCCACUCAAGCGAGUCCUGCCCCUUCUGCUCUCCUGGAGGGAUCCCCGAGACUGCUCCCUUCCAUAUUCUACUAGUCCUUCUCGGCCCCUGGCUCUCCCCCCCCACCUCCACUCUGAUCCCUCUCGGGCUCCUCCCUGAAGUCAAGCCUUCUGGGGGAGCCCCACCACUGAACACCCCCUUUCCCACUCUCCAACCCCUCCCACCCCAACCCUGGACUUUCCCGGGACCGCUCUGACUCCUCCCUGGAAGCCCCUCCCCUUCCCCGAGGGACAGCCCCGGUUCGGUAGCCGCGGUCCCACAUUUAUCCUAGCCCCUCCCUCGGACAGCCCCUGGGCUUGUGACCGAGUUCGCACCGCCUCUACUAGUCGCAGCAGGCCGAGAAUGACUGAGGGGCUGCCUACGGUUUGCGGCCUGCCAGAGGGAGGGGGAAAAGAAGGAAGGGGGCGGGGCUGAGGGGGGCGGGCCUGGACCUGGGGAGUGAAAGCGAAAGGCCAGGCGGCGAGCUGGGAGAGCGGAGAUCUUGGAACUGAACAGCAUGGCCAAGCCUUGUGGGGUACGCCUGAGCGGGGAAGCCCUCAAACAGGUGGAUGUCUUCAGGCAAAAUCUUUUCCAGGAGCUUGGGCAAGUCCCUUCACUUCUCCUGGCUUCAGUUUCCUUAUUUGCAGAGGAGUUCCUCUACAGUUUCUUGCCACAGAAAAUCAUACACCUGAAUCAGCUCUUGCAAGUGAACUCCCUCAAUGUGGCUGACCUGACCUCUCUCCGGGCCCCACUGGACAUCCCCAUCCCAGACCCCCCACCCAAGGAUGAUGAGAUGGAAACAGAUAAGCAGGAAAAGAAAGAAGUUCCCAAGUGUGGCUUUCUCCCUGGAAAUGAGAAGGUUCUCGCCCUUCUUGCCCUGGUUAAGCCAGAAGUCUGGACUCUCAAAGAAAAAUGCAUUCUGGUGAUCACAUGGAUCCAGCACCUGAUCCCCAAGAUUGAGGAUGGAAAUGACUUUGGGGUAGCUAUCCAGGAGAAGGUGUUGGAGAGGGUAAAUGCAGUCAAGACAAAAGUAGAAGCCUUCCAGACAACCAUUUCCAAGUACUUCUCAGAACGUGGGGAUGCUGUGGCCAAGGCCUCUAAGGAGACUCAUGUAAUGGAUUACCGGGCCCUGGUGCAUGAGCGAGACGAGGCAGCCUAUGGGGAGCUCAGGGCCAUGGUGCUGGACCUGAGGGCCUUCUAUGCUGAGCUUUAUCAUAUCAUCAGCAGCAACCUAGAGAAAAUUAUCAACCCAAAGGGUGAAGAGAAGCCAUCUAUGUACUAGUCCAGGGCCAAAAUAAUAAUAAUAAUGAUAAUGAUAAUAAUAAUAAAUGACCUAUUCUUUGUGUGAA